UUACGAGAAACUUCCCAAACACCCAGUAAUCUUGAAGCCAUACCAUCCACCAGCGCCCUACAAAAAGAAACACAUCAGCAAGGAAAAGGCCCUUAUGCUGAUGUUCUUGACGAAAGCCGUGCUAGUGACGAUGUUCGCUCUAGGACUGCCAGCCGUCAUCGGAAUCUACGCGCUGCUCCUGGCGAAGAUGAUAAUGGGCCUGAAGACGAUCGCCAGCACAAAUGCCUUCACCCUGGGCGUACUGGGAACGAAGUAUGUGCUAAAAAAGCAAAACAAGGCCCAGAAGCUACAGCAAGUGGCCAGCUUACUGCCCUUCUAUGUCCCUCUGAUGCUGUCCUCUCUUCUGUCGGCGGCCAGUCUGAUCUCCGGAGCUGCCGGAUUGAUAGGAUCCCUCAUCGCUAACAGUACCAAUAGUACUACGAACAGCACUACCACCACCACCACUACAACUACCACAACCACAAGUCGUACAACAACAACCACCCAAAAAGGUGGAGUAGGGGAAGAGGGUAAACUCGUGGAGGUGUACCAUCUUCCCAUGAUAGAAGUGGACUGUGAACCAAACAGCAGAAAAAAGUGCAGGAAGGUGCUCCUGGUGAGCGAUCACCCGCCACCUCCGCCGGCUGAGGGUCGAUUAAGCAGUGCGGCGAGAAGAGCUACACAGACCGUGAAGGACUUUUGGAAACGAGUUUCAAAAACAUUUAAAAUUAGUUGAUUGUUACCUUUAUAAAAAUUGUGUUUUUUAUUCGCUUCGAAAACUUCCUAUGCACAAUGGUCGGAAAAAGAUAAAGUUCGGACAAAACUCUUUUUAUGUAUUUAAUAGAAGUUAUAGGUUGCCUAGAUAUGUUAUAUAGUAUUUUUAAUGUUUAAAAAGGGGUAUUUAAAAAUUACGUAACUUCAAUAAUUUCAAAAACGGUAAAAAUCAGUAAACCUCACAUUUUUUGCGUUUUUUGUUAGAAAAUCAAUUUGAAUUUAAUUAAAUGAUUAUCUUUCGAUCAAAUCCAAUCAAGUUUGUUCAAAACGUGUGAAAAAAUUGGGAAGAUAAAUUUUAUUUUAGUCAAAAAUGGAAAAAUAAUGUAAAAUAUAUGAAAAAACAUGACUUUUUUAAAUAGCUCCAAUUUGAAAAACUGCAAAUUUCUGCAAAAUAUUUAAACGUUUUUAUGCAGCCCUAAGCAUGAUGUUUAAGAUGUACUAUUCGAAAUUGCGGCGACACGUGACGACACGAACCGUUUUUUAACUUAAAAAUUACCAAAAUUCCUAAAGUACAAUAUAUGAAAAUUUGAAAAGUUUUGUGACAUAUUAAUUUUAUACCAUACGUGCAUUCAAACAGUCCAGUAACAAGCUUUCAUAUGCUGGAUAGCAUUAAACAUAUAUUCCAUUCUCAUAAUAUUAUUAUUUCACUUUUUUCGAAAAAAUCAUUUUUCAAUUUUAUGACUUAGGCCACUUUGGCAGUGAAAAUGUCAUUGAAAUACAAAAGCUGGUAUACUUUCAAUUAAGAAUCAUAAAACUACAAUACAUUAUCUUUGCUAUAAGGUGAAAUAAAGUUUAAAAAUAUCAAUUUCGUUUUUUGAGAGUUUUGGCCGCCCCUUUGUAUGGAGCCCGACCAAUGUGC
Aedes albopictus (Asian tiger mosquito) is the source of this 1612-nucleotide messenger RNA. RefSeq lists its product as uncharacterized. The transcript has a single exon. The annotation marks the transcript as partial. NCBI's taxonomy places the organism in Eukaryota, Metazoa, Arthropoda, Insecta, Diptera, Culicidae. The record is from RefSeq and is a predicted model, not a curated record.